AUGGCACUCCCAGAAAGCUACCACGCCCUUCCAUUCCAGGAAAUCGCAAUUUCCCAUGUCCCGCCAACAUCCCCGAUACCGACCAGCGUCGUCCUCCUCACCCUCAACCGACCGCAGAGACUCAAUGCCGUUACUGAGCAGAUGAUCGAGGAGUUGGUCACCGCGUAUGAAUACUUCAAAGCGGAUGAUCGGAUUAAAGCUGUCGUGGUUACUGGAGCUGGAAAGGGAUUCUGUGUGGGAGCAGACCUCGAGAUUGGGUUUGGUGGGAUGCUGCAAAAGUUGAAGGAGAACCCUUCGAAGAUGACGGACCAGUAUCGGGAUGGAGGAGGUCGCGUCGCGCUGGCAAUGCAUAACUGCCACAAGCCCAUUAUCAUGGCGAUUAAUGGACCCACGGCUGGGUUCGGUACCACAAUGACUCUCCCGGCGACAGUCCGUGUUGCCAGUGCCGAUGCGAAGAUCAGUUUCAUCUUCUCGCGACGCGGACUGGUGAUGGAGGCGUGCAGUUCAUAUUUCCUGCCCAGACUCGUGGGGCUUUCGCGUGCGUUGCAUUUGGUAACCACCGGUGAGACCUAUGAAGCCUCUGAUCCGCUGUUAAAUCAGUUGUUUUCUGAGGUAUUGCCCUCGCCGGAGAAGGCUGUCGAGAGAGCUCUUCAUAUUGCUGCAGAUAUCGCGAAAUACACAUCCACCGUGAGUACGGCGGUUAUGCGCGAUAUGAUGUACAGGAGUCCGUCGAGCGUGGAAGAGGCUCAUUUGUUGGAUUCGAAGAUCUUCCUGGGGAUGCUCAUGUCGAAAGAUAGCCAGGAAGGUAUUAAGAGCUUUGUUCAGAAGAGGGAGCCGGAGUUCAAGGGGAGUAUGGCUUGUGAUGCGCCGCAUGGUUGGCCGUGGUGGGAUGCAAGCCACAUGGAGGGAGGCAAGGCGAAGCUUUAG
Molecule: messenger RNA, 927 nt
Organism: Aspergillus ruber CBS 135680
Lineage: Eukaryota; Fungi; Ascomycota; Eurotiomycetes; Eurotiales; Aspergillaceae
Product: ClpP/crotonase
Exons: 2
Coding region: 1-927 (308 amino acids)
Source: RefSeq, a predicted model, not a curated record